Molecule: messenger RNA, 2277 nt
Organism: Acanthopagrus latus (yellowfin seabream)
Lineage: Eukaryota; Metazoa; Chordata; Actinopteri; Spariformes; Sparidae
Gene: cplx2a
Product: complexin 2, like
Exons: 4
Coding region: 324-725 (133 amino acids)
Biological process (GO): synaptic vesicle exocytosis; neurotransmitter transport; regulation of neurotransmitter secretion
Cellular component (GO): terminal bouton; SNARE complex
Molecular function (GO): syntaxin binding
Source: RefSeq, a predicted model, not a curated record
CAGGAAUACACUCUCUUCCUCCGCCGCUGCAGCCUGACUCUGACACAACCGGCAUGUCUGCAAACUGACACACACACACGCACACACUCACGCACACGCACAGAGGCACAAACCCGCUCGUGAGUCGCACAACUUGUGAUUUCUUUCACCUCGCUGAAGGAGAAGAAAAGGAAGAAGAAGAAGAAGGAGGAGGAGGAGAGUGGACUGCGACGGGAGCUUUUCUUUCGUUCUUGGAGGGAUAUAGAGACUUGGAGGAGGAUCAGAACAAGGUCUGUCCCUGAUAACGUGACCACUGAAGGAGGAGAACACAGAACUGCUUCAUCAUGAAUUUUGUAAUGAAAGCUGCGCUGGGAGGAGGACCUCCCGAUGUGGGCAAGAUGCUGGGUGGGGAGGAGAAGGAGGAGGACCCCGAUGCAGCGAAGAAAGAGGAGGAGCGACAGGAGGCGCUGAGGCAGCAGGAGGAGGAGAGGAAGGCCAAAUAUGCCAAGAUGGAGGCUGAGAGGGAAAGCAUGAGGCAAGGCAUCAGGGAUAAGUACGGCUUAAAAAAGCGCGAGGAGGCUGAAGCCGAGGCAGCAGCCGCCGCGGAGGAGCCCGCAGCCGGCAGCUUGACUCGACCCAAGAAGGCCGUGCCGGCUGGCUGCGGUGACGAGGAGGAAGAGGAAAGCAUCAUGGACCAAGUGAUGAAAUACCUGCCAGGCCCGCUGCAAGACAUGCUGAAGAAGUAGGCUAGCCUGCUAGCUGAUGCUAACAUUAUCUAGCUUUGUUCAUAGGCUACAUUCACAAGGUUGGUUUAAAUCAGGGUUGUUUUUUUUUUCUCCGUUCACAUGACAGGUAUGAACUUUGCUCUGUAAGUACAUCAAGGAAAGUUUCAUCGUGUGUGACAUUUUGGUGUUAGGACAAAACGGCGGGAAAAUAAAUCAAGACAUGAACCAGCAGUGUGAAAUGUAGCCUUUGGACUUAGCUAGGUUGACCAGCCAGGUGAACGUUAGCUUGACUGAGGUUAAUGUUAGCAAUGUUACACUGCUGAGGCUAACAGCAAGCAGAGGGGCUAAAAAACACCAUGUUAGAUGGUUUAUCCUUCUAGUCUGAGACGUUUUAAACUCUUUUUCUCUCCUCUGUGACAGCUGCAGAGCUCUCUGGCAGCGCGGAAAAAUAAUAUCCCUGUUCACUCAAUUUGUACAUAGAUAAAUGAAUACAGUACGUUACAGGCCUCAAGGUGGGCAAACAAUCAUUAAAAUAUUAUAUGAAAUUAUUAUACUAACUGUGUGUCUGUCUCUAAAAUAUAUAUAAAAAAAUGUGAUAACUUGAUAAGCCAUAUUUUAAAAAGGAAAUUUAAAGACUACUGUUGUGUGCUCCUAAAGCUACUGUUUUGUGUUCGACCACGUCCAAAUUUUAUGUCAAACUUUUUGCACACAGUGUGACACAUCCUCUGUCAGACCUGUUGUCUAUUCCCCCCCCCACACACACACACACUCCCCUGAUGCCCAACAUCGAAGUGUAACGACAUCCAUGUAGCGUAGUGUUUAAAAAAGAAAUGUUUCUACUCCCCCUGUUCAGUGCGUCUCCUUCUUAUGUCCUGCAUGCCAUUUGUCUGGUUUGUUGUGUGAAGUAUGUACCGACUCACCCCGCUCCCCCUUCUUUAUCAUGCAAAAAAUAUUAUGGCAAUAACUCCUUAGUUUGAGUGUGUUUUCACUACCAUGUCGAUAUAACCGUCAGUAAUAUGAGUAAUUACAAGAAAACGAUACGUAUGCAUUCAGGAGAUUUCAUUUACAGGUUCUUUCUUUUUCUGUUGUCUCGUUGUUUUGAUGAUGAAGAAUGACCGUGUAGCCGUACAUAACGACAGCCAAAACCUUAAGCUUUCAGCCAUAAAACCAGAACUUACAGUUAUAUAUACUAUUACUAUCAGGAUCUACUACUAGGGAGAGAGUACUGAAUGAAUCUGUGUGAAUAAAUAGGAUAUAUGUACUUGUGAUUUUUAAGCUCUAAUAAGCAGUAUUAACUUGAACAGUGGACGCCAAGUCUGGAUUUUGCAUCACGUGAAGAAUUGUGAGUGGAGACAUCACUCACACAAGCACGCACAGACACACACAAACACACACAGAAGCAUAACACACACACACAUGCAAAAAGAUGCCAUGAAGUGAUGCUUUAUUCAGUUCUACUUAUCGUUGGUUUAGGUGUGAGAAUGAGGGUGAUGUGGAAUGCCACGAGCAAUAAAGGAUUAUCAUGUAUGUUUCUGCCUGAGAUUCAAUAAAAACUUAAAACCUUGUUCACAGA